AUGUCCACAGAAGGGAACGAGAAAAUUUUUUAUUUCAGAUCAUGCACGUAUUUGCCCCCCCGAGUAAAUUCAGAGAAGCUAUGGAGUAACCUAAGGGGUUUACCUUCAGAAAAUGCUUUGCCAAUGUUGCAGAUGCAGAUGUGCCUCAUCUUUUUUGCAACUUUUUUCUUCCACCUCUUUUUGGGUCGUCUAGGAAUUCCCAAAUUCACCUCUAUGAGCAUUGUUGGCAUAAUCUUUGCAACUACCUUCAAUGAAAUAUGGGCUGAGAGGAGGAAAAAGUUGUUCUUCUUUGAUUCACAAGCAAAUCUGGGGUUGCUUUCUGCAUUUGGUUACAUGCUUUUUUUGUUCUACAUAGGGGUCAAAACAGAUAUGAGUGUGGUGCACAGGAGUAGAAGGACUGCCACUAACAUAGGGUCUAUUGCAAUAGUGGCUCCCUUUUUAUGUGGCGUGGCUUUUGUGCAUUUUCACUCAAGAAAAUACCUUGACCUUGCUCAACAAACAAAACUUCUUGUUAUUAGUGGUUUGUUCUCUAUGACCCCUUUUCCUGUCAUUUCCUCAGUUUUAAGUGAUCUAAAGAUCUUGAAUUCGGAGUUGGGAAGAUUAGGUCAGUCCUCAGCUCUAGUUGCUGAGAUAUUUAAUGUUUUCAUGAUAUCAAUCUUGGCAUUCACUAAAAUCAUAUACCAAAGUCCAUCAAGUGCUUGGAUUUACCUUACAGCUGCAAUUUUGUUUAUGUUAUCGGUUAUAUUCAUCAUACGCCCUGCCAUGUUUUGGAUUAUAAAACAGACCCCAGAGGGUUCCUCUGUAAGUGAUCACUAUGUUUAUUGUGUCCUUAUAAUGGCUUUGUUGUCAUCAUAUGCCACACAUCGUUUUGGGUUCUUUGCUCUCUUUGGGCCUUUUAUAUUGGGUUUGGCUAUUCCUGAAGGGCCUCCCUUAGGCACUGCCAUCAUUAAAAAGAUUGAUACUUUUGUUAAUGGGAUUUUGAUGCCUAUAUUUGUGACUACCUGUGCAAUGAGGAUAGACCUCAGAGAUUUCAUGAAUUGGAGAGACAAAGUUGAUGGAAAAGUUGAUGACUUCAUGGUGCAAACUGUGGUUGUUAUUAUAGUAACUUCCCUUGUCAAAAUUAUUGCUUGCACGUUGCCUCCUCUAUAUAGGAGCAUGCCUUUGAACGAUGCUAUAUCUCUCUCUUUGAUUAUGAAUUGCAAAGGCAUAGUUGAAAUGGCUGGAUACUCGGUGGUCAGAGAUGUCAUGGGCGUGCCUGAUAAUGUCUUCGCUUUGGUGAUGAUGUGCAUCAUAGUGAAUGCCACAGUGACGCCAAUGAUCUUGAGUAACCUCUACGAUCCUAUGAAGAAAUACACAGGUUACACAAAGAGGAACAUUCUUGAUCUCAAAAGCAACACAGAGUUUAGAGUUCUGGCAUGCAUUCAUAGACCCGACAACAUUCCCUCAACAAUAAACCUUCUAGAAGCAACAUACCCCGCAAAAGAAGAACCAGUUUGUGCCUAUGUACUACAACUUAUAGAACUUAUUGGAAGGGCAUCACCAAUAUUCAUCUGUCACCAGUUGCAAAAGAAGAGAAAUGACUCAAUUAGCUUCAUGGCUGAGAAACUCAUAGAUGCUUUUCAAAACUUUGAGCAAGAGUUCAAGGAUGCUUUAGUUGUCAACACUUUCACAGCUAUUUCACCAGCAGAGAUGAUGUAUGAUGACAUUUGCACAUUGGCACUUAACAAGUUCACAUCACUCAUAGUUUUACCAUUCCAUAAAAAGUGGUCUUCUGAUGGAAGCUCCACUGAGUUAGAAGAUGAAUCCUUAAGAGAGUUGAAUUUUUGUGUCAUGGAAAGAGCUCCAUGUUCUGUUGGUAUCUUAAUUGAGAAAGCACAAAUGACACAUAUUUUUUCACCUGAGACACCUUACACUGUUUGUUUGCUUUUCAUUGGAGGAAAAGAUGAUAGAGAGGCGUUUUUCUUCGCCAAGAGAAUGACCAAAAACCCACAUGUUAGGCUUACUGUGGUUCGGUUCUUAGCUUCAAAAAACAAUGAGUCAAACUCAGAGAUCAAAGAUUGGCAAACGGUGCUUGACACUAGGAUUCUCGAUGAUAUUAAGAUGACCAACAAGGUGGGUGAUGCUUAUGUGAAGUACAUAGAAAAGGUUGUUGAAGAUGGACCAGAAACAGCUUUGGUGAUUCGUUCAUUGGCUAGUAAGUAUGAUUUGAUCAUUGUUGGGAGACAAUUAGGGGUUGAAACUCCUCAAACUUCUGGGUUGCUACAAUGGAGUGAGUAUCCAGAACUUGGGGUGUUAGGAGAUUUGCUAGCCUCCACUGAUGCUGCUGGCAAAGCUUCUAUAUUUGUCAUACAACAACAAAGGACAGCAAAUGAUGUUUGA
Molecule: messenger RNA, 2379 nt
Organism: Abrus precatorius (Indian licorice)
Lineage: Eukaryota; Viridiplantae; Streptophyta; Magnoliopsida; Fabales; Fabaceae
Product: cation/H(+) antiporter 4-like
Exons: 3
Coding region: 1-2379 (792 amino acids)
Biological process (GO): proton transmembrane transport; regulation of pH
Cellular component (GO): membrane; endomembrane system
Molecular function (GO): antiporter activity
Source: RefSeq, a predicted model, not a curated record